AUGUUGCUACUCUCUUCAUUACUCUCACUCGCUCGUUCAAUUCCACUAAACAUUUCAUCCGAAUUGCAUGCGCUUCCCUUCCCAACAGAAAAUGUUACUGGAGAACGUCGAUAUACUGAUGAACAAAGGUUGCUGUAUCACUUGUUGAAAGAUUACGAAAAGGCUGUAAGACCUGUUCGAAACGCUUCACAUACUGUUACCGUACGUCUUGGGAUGACCAUGACAAAUAUAUUCGACAUGGAUGAGAGAAAUCAAGUGCUCACCAUUAAUGUUUGGUUGGACCAGGAAUGGAACGAUGAAUUGCUACGCUGGAAUCCAGACGACUUCGGUGGCAUUCAAUCGCUUCGAAUUCCUUGUGAUUUAAUCUGGUUACCUGACAUAGUGCUCUACAAUAACGCUGAUGACUAUACCGCUGGUUACAUGCGCUCAAGAGCGAUGGUUCUUUACACGGGGACAGUUUUCUGGCCGCCACCAACACAAUUGCGAAGCACUUGCAAAGUUGACGUGUCGUUGUUUCCCUUCGAUGAACAAAAAUGUUCGCUUAAAUUCGGCUCAUGGACCUAUCAUGGAUUUCAAGUGGAUAUCAUCAACAGAAGCGAAAAUAUUGACUUAACCAAUUAUGUGCCUUCCGGGGAGUUCGAUUUGGUCAAGGUUUAUCAAAAACGACGUGUCGUAAAGUACACCUGUUGCCCGGAACCCUAUCCGGACAUCACAUUUUUUAUUUACAUCCGAAGAAAGACGCUAUACUACCUCUAUAAUAUUGUUUUCCCUUGUCUAAUGAUGUCUGUUUUGACCUUAUUGGUAUUCGUGCUUCCGCCUGAUUCCGGUGAGAAGAUUGCUCUUGGCAUCACAGUUUUGCUUGCCUUUUCCGUGUUUGUGCUUGCCAUAGCUGAAAAGAUGCCAGAAACGUCUGACUCCAUGCCUUUAAUUGGUAUCUACCUUAUGGUUGUCAUGGGUAUGACGUCUGUCUCCGUCGUUAUGACUGUGUUGGUUUUGAACUUCCAUCAUCGUGGUCCGUUUAACGAUCCCGUCCCAGAAUGGGCACGCGUACUCAUCCUAGAACGGCUCCGAAAAUUGUUGCAUAUGAAAUUAUCUCAUACAGAUACUGACUCCAAGAAGCAGAAGAUGUCAGUGUGUUCGAACAACAUGAUGCGACGACUAUCAGUCAGAGUGGCCAUGGACGACAUGAGGAACGAGAUAGUCAACGAAGUUGGCCCAGAUUUGCUUAAUGGUGGUAACAUAGUCGAGUUCCAGUCAGCAAGCGGUGAACCGGUGCACUUGGACGUUCCACAAACAAAUAUCGCUGUUGCUUGCAAUGGUGUUAUCAGAAAGCGGCCAAAAACUGACGAUAAUUUACAGAUCAAAUUGCUUAGAACCCUUCAGGUUCUAAUCAGGCGACAAGAGAGUGAAGACGAAAGCGAACGUAUGGCUAUUGAAUGGCGACAAAUAGCUCAAGUUAUAGAUCGACUGCUAUUCUGGAUAUUCUUAGUCGCCACUGUGAUAAUCACGUUCAUACUUCUACUGUUUAUUCCUGCAAUGCAUCGAUCGUCGCACGAGGAACAUCCGGAGUAA
Necator americanus (New World hookworm) is the source of this 1572-nucleotide messenger RNA. RefSeq lists its product as uncharacterized. Gene Ontology annotation, biological process: chemical synaptic transmission; regulation of membrane potential; monoatomic ion transmembrane transport. NCBI's taxonomy places the organism in Eukaryota, Metazoa, Nematoda, Chromadorea, Rhabditida, Ancylostomatidae. Gene Ontology annotation, molecular function: acetylcholine-gated monoatomic cation-selective channel activity; transmembrane signaling receptor activity. Gene Ontology annotation, cellular component: plasma membrane; neuron projection; synapse. The transcript is spliced from 14 exons. The coding region runs from base 1 to 1572 and encodes 523 amino acids. The record is from RefSeq and is a predicted model, not a curated record.